Trypanosoma grayi is the source of this 675-nucleotide messenger RNA. Its product is annotated as putative 25 kDa translation elongation factor 1-beta. The transcript has a single exon. The record is from RefSeq and is a predicted model, not a curated record. Bases 1 to 675 code for a protein of 224 amino acids. Gene Ontology annotation, cellular component: cytosol; eukaryotic translation elongation factor 1 complex. NCBI's taxonomy places the organism in Eukaryota, Euglenozoa, Kinetoplastea, Trypanosomatida, Trypanosomatidae. Gene Ontology annotation, biological process: translational elongation. Gene Ontology annotation, molecular function: guanyl-nucleotide exchange factor activity; translation elongation factor activity.
AUGUCUGUCAAGGACGUCAGCAAGAAAAGCAGCGAGCUGGAGGGCAAGCUUAAGGGUAAACUUUUCCUGGGCGGCGCGAAGCCAUCUGAGGAGGAUGUGAAGAUGUUCAACGACCUCCUCGGUGCCGGCAACACGUGCGUCUGCCGCUGGGUGAAGAACGUGGCUUCCUUUACAGAGGCGGAACGCAAGGCGUGGGGCGCCCCAGUGAAGGUAACGGCUCCUGCUGCUGCUGCUGCUGCACCUGCUCCGGUGAAGGAGGCACCAAAGAAGGAAACCCCCGUCCCCGCCAAGAAGGAUGACGACGACGACAUUGAUCUGUUCGGCGACGCCACGGAAGAGGAGACAGCCGCGCUCGAGGCCAAGAAGAAGAAGGACGCUGAAGCCAAGAAGGCGAAGAAGGUGGUCAUUGCGAAGUCUUCUAUCCUCUUUGACAUCAAGCCGUGGGAUGACACCGUCGAUCUUGAGGCGCUGGCCGGUAAGCUGCACGCCAUCCAGCGUGACGGUCUGCUCUGGGGCGACCACAAGCUGGUGCCGGUGGCGUUCGGCGUGAAGAAGCUGCAGCAGCUCAUCGUUAUUGAGGACGACAAGGUUUCUGGUGACGAUCUGGAGGAUAUGGUGAUGUCGUUUGAGAAUGAGGUGCAGUCGAUGGACAUUGUCGCCUGGAAUAAGAUCUAA